GCUGUUCACUCAAAAUUAAUUUGAAUUUUAAAGCAUCCACAACGUGCUAACCGUUAUCGUUAGAUCGCAAGCUAAGUUAAAAGAAAAGAAAAUGUUUAAAUUCUUCGCUCCCAUCGUCGCCGCCCUCUGCGUUUCCUCGAUUUGCCUCGCAAAUGCCCUACCCGCCGUUAGUGGCCUGUACGGUGCUCCCUUACAUGGUGCCGGUGGCUCUGCUGCUGGCCGUGGAGGCGCUGGAGGAGCCAGUAGUGCUGAUGCUCAUGCCGAAAUACGCAGCUUCACCAAUGAUCUGAAAGAAGAUGGCAGCUACAAUUAUCAAUUCGAAACCAGUAAUGGCAUUUCGGCACAAGAGUCUGGUGUUGGCGGUUAUUAUGCCACCGGCUCAUCACAAUACUAUUCUCCGGAGGGUCAAUUGAUUCAGCUUACAUAUACUGCCGAUGAGAAUGGUUUCCAACCGCAGGGCGCACAUUUGCCCACACCUCCACCAAUACCAGAGGCUAUCCUUAAAUCUUUGGAAUACAUUCGCACCCAUCCACAGCAGGAAGAGCAGCAACAGUACGGUUCGCAGCAAGCUCGGGGACACGCAGCGGCUCCACAACAACAGUAUGGCGCACCUUAUCGUAAAUAUUAGGUGUAAAAACUUAUGAAGAGAACGAAAUAUUUAUACGUGUAUGCUCGAUUGUAUGACUCAUCCUUAACGCUCGUUAAGGUAAAUGAUUUGAAAGCAUAUGAAAUUAUAAUGAAACCGUUAAGUAGUGAGGUCGAAUUUGUAAUGUGGAGAUUUUUAUAUUUACUUGUGAUAGAAUGGCAGAUUGAAGUUGACAUGGUUACAAUGAAGCUAUGCUCACCGCUUUGUUAGUUUAAUAUAAAUAUGUACAUACACACAUACAUAUAUAUGCAUAGUGAAUAUAACUUUUUUAUUGAA
This is a messenger RNA of Ceratitis capitata (Mediterranean fruit fly), 922 nucleotides long. Its product is annotated as pupal cuticle protein Edg-78E. The coding region runs from base 92 to 628 and encodes 178 amino acids. The record is from RefSeq and is a predicted model, not a curated record. Gene Ontology annotation, molecular function: structural constituent of chitin-based larval cuticle. Gene Ontology annotation, cellular component: chitin-based extracellular matrix. Lineage: Eukaryota; Metazoa; Arthropoda; Insecta; Diptera; Tephritidae. The transcript is spliced from 2 exons.